UUUGUUCAUAUACAUUAUUAUAUUAUUAGGUAUUUAUUACGAUUUUAAUCCGAAUACGAAUAGUAUACAAGGGCAUGGUUUUACUAAGGUUAAGAAUAUUAUUGUGAAGGUUAGAAUAUUUAUAUUACAAACGAUACCAUCGUUAUAUUCGAUUUAUAAUAAUAUUGAUUACACUGUACCAAAUAAUACUACAAAAAUGUUCACACAAAGUGGUUGGGAUAAUAAACGGGUCAAUCGUAGUGCUAGUGUUUUAACACCAAUACCAUGUAUUGGAUCGAAUUCAUUGGCAAAUAUUGGCAAACAUACAUCAACACCUAUCUCACCGAUUAUAUAUAGGGGAGCUGAUCUAACAUCAAAUUCAUCAAUGGUUAGACCGAACAGAAUCAAACAACCUGAAAGAUAUUCAUUAUCAGACACUAGCUAUAACACGUCACAAUUGAAUUCAUCAACAUCACCCACAACAGAUCGCCAAAAUUCACCAAAAUCAAUACCAAAUGCUGCAGGACCAUUAUUGGCAAAUUCACGAUACAAUAUUGGAAUGGGCACAUAUACUGAUAUGCACAGUCCAGGCUUUGCCUCACGAAUAGUACAAUAUAGUGGAGAAUAUGGUGAAAGUGAACAUGGACGAGAACGAGAACGUUUAACACAUUUAGCUAAAUAUGGUAGUCCUGGAUUAUUUCCUGUUGUUAAUUUAAAUAAGACACCUUUAAAAUCAGUUAAAGUGGCUGGGCACCGUCCAGUUACUGUACGAAUAGCUCCACCUGAUAAUUCAUAUAAUAUGGAUCGUAGUUUAAUUUUAAACCAAUCAUUACAAUCACCAAACCAACAAGUAAAUAAUACCAUAGCAACACAAUCUGAAAUUAGUACUCGAAGUGUUUUAGAUGCUUUAAAAGAAAUAUCAAGAAAACGAAUUCAUGCAAGAGACGAUAGUAUAGAAAAGAAUAAAAGACAAAGAAAAAGUUCGCUGUCAAGUGGACAUGGACAUACAGAAUCAAUUGAUACACCCUUAAGUUCAAAACGUGUUCGUGACAUUGAUGUCAAUAACGAACAAUCAUUUAACGGAUCAAAUGGGUCAUCUCCAUCCCCAAAGAAGUAUAAACAAGUCAAACAUGGUUACAAUGAUAUUAUUAGUUCAUUAAGUUCAAGUAUACAUUUAAGACAACAGUAUGCAAACAAACGUAAAUCUGAAAUGGCGGUACCAAAAGAUACCGACAUAAACAAACAAAUUAAAUUAGGCAGUAUGAAAUCAUCACCAAUAAAGCCACCAGAAACAAUAUACAACUCAGCACAAAAUACUGUAACAAUUGUGGAAAAUACAUCACCAUCAAUUAAUAAACAAACAAAAACAACAAACUCAAAAGAAAAUAAUUCGAAAAAUACAAAAGAAAAAUCAUUGAAUAACAACGGUGAUGAAAUUAAUAAAAAACAAGUUGAAAACUUUAAUGAGGGUACUAUAGUCAAUGAAAAUGGUGUGUGUCGUUUAACAUUCAUCUCAAAUCCACCAGAAAAACAAAACGACAUAUUUGUGCCAUUCAAACCACCAACAGAAGAAUCAAAACGUAAACGCUUAGCUGCUUUAUUGGGUGCGUUAAGUGGUGAAGAUUGGGAUGUGAAGACAUUAACAAAAAAAUUCUUUCCACCUGAUAACGAGGAGGAUGCCGUUGAUUCUCCUAAAUCUACUGGAAUCUUAGUGUCUCCAGGCACUAGUAAGCCAUCAGAUGCCGUUAAAAAACAUGUCACAUUUAAUAUACCAUCAACACCUGUUUCAACAUCUUCAGCGGAGAGUCCUGUAGCGAGUAAACCAGAAAUUACAACUACAUCCGUUUCGAUUACUCAACCAAUUUCCUCGACGAUGAGUUUUGGCACAAGUAAUAGUUUACCUACAUCAGAAAGUCAGAGUAUAAAUUCUCCGGCAACUACUCAGAAUAAUAUUAUGUUUGAAAAUACGCCGAAAAAUAAUGAAACAAGCGCUGGAACAGCUCCAAUUAAAUUUGGUACACCCGAAGUCAGUAAACCCGCUACUGCUACGGCAACUACUUCAGCAACGCCUGUUAUCAGCUUUGGAUCGACUAAUACUACACCAGUUAUAAAUUUUGGGGCUAAACCAACAGAAAACAAACAACCCACACUUAAUUUUGGUACGACUCCAGCAUCUGAAUCUAAGCCUUCUGGAGGAUUUAGUUUCGAUUUAAACAAAAAAUCAGAAACAUCGACUUCAACGAAUGUUUCAACUACAACACCUUCAUUCAGCUUUGGAGGUACUACAAAAGAUACCAAUAAAAUAGAGGAGAAUAAAUCCACAUUUGCAACACCAUUUGGUACUGCCGCAUUCUCUCCAAAAUCUACUAGUGAAAGUGUACCAAUCACUACAGCUACAAAUCCAUCAUUUUCUUUUGGAAGUGCUACAAAUAAAGAAGACAAAGUACAAUCGAAUACAUUUGGUACCCCCACCACUUUAUCGUUUAAUACACAAAAUAGUGCUUUUAGUACACCUAAAACUACCUCAAGUAUUACCUCACCAUUCGGGUCAACCAAUGUUCCCAGUUUUGGAAUAUCUACAACAAGUACUACUCCCGCUUUUGGAGCAUCUACAACUAGUAGUGCAUCUGCUUUUGGAUCAUCUACUGUAAGUAAUACACCUGCUUUUGGAACACCGACAACCAAUGCACCUACUUUUGGAACAUCGACAACAAAUAAUCCACCUGCUUUUGGAGCAUCAACUACAAGUAAUGCUCCUACUUUUGGAACAUCGACUACAAGUAGUGCGCCUACUUUUGGAACACCUACUACAAAUAAUCCACCCGCUUUUGGAUCCACAAAUACACCAACAUUUGGGACACCUGCUGCUACAACUGCAAGUAUUUCUUUUGGUAAUAGUGCACCAGCAGUUCCAUCAUUUGGAAGCGUUAACACUACCACAAGUAACGCUCCGCUAUUUGGAAGUACAACAACUGCAUCAAAUACUUUUGCUUUUGGCUCCUCAAAUACAACUUCAGCCUUUGGAAAACCCACUACAACUAAUCAAGGAUUUGGGCAAACUAAUGCCGCACCAGCAUUUGGUGUUCAGAAUACAACAGCUAAUACUCCAUCUUUUGGAUCAACCACAACUUCUGCAUUUGGAUCCACAUCAUCAGGAUUUGGAGCACCAACUACCACAAGUUCCGCUUUUGGUAGCACUCCCUUUGGAUCUACUUCAAAUGUUGCAUCUCCAUUCGGUGGCAAUAACGCUCCACAAUUUGGAACACCCACUACAACUUCAAAUGCAUUUGGUGCAACAAAUACAGGAUUUGGUACUCCAACCACGACAGCUCAAUUUGGAUCAACAACAUCAGCUGUGGCAUCACCAUUUGGAUCAAACACGUCAUCAACAACUCCAGCAUUUGGGGCACAAACCACACAAGCAUCUGGUUUUGGAACGCAAUCCACACCAAUUUUCGGUGGUUCAACAACUCAACAACCUACUAAUGCUUUUGGAAGUAAUUCUACCUCUACAGGAAAUACUACAAAUAUUUUUGGAUCAAAUAAUAACAACAGUACUCCCAGCGCAUUUGGCUCGACAAACAAUACAAGUACAUUUGGUAACAAUUCAGCGACAAAUAAACCGUUUGGUGGAACCUCUGCUUUCACUUUCGGAGCAAGCACAACUACACAAAACAAUAACACUUUUGGAUCAACAACUGGAGGUUUUGGAAAUACAACAACUCCUGCUUUUGGUGCAUCUUCACCUCCCGCAUUUGGUGCUCAAAAUAAUAAUAAUAAUAAUGUAUUUGGAUCAACAACUCAAAGUACAAAUUCUACUACAACAAACACUGCAGUUCCAUUAUUUGGAUCAACAAAUCAAACGCCUGCUUUCGGAACACCCGAUAAUAAACAACCCGCAGCAUUUGGAGGUUUCGGAACUAGUUCACAGGCAAGUUCACCGAGUAGUGUAUUUGCUUUUGGUGGAUCACAGCCAGCAUCUAAUUCAACAAAUAAUAGUAAUGCUUUCCAAUUUGGAGCACCAAAACCAGCUGGAAGUGGAGGAUUUAAUUUUAGUGCAAACACAACGACACCUUCAUUUGGUAGUAGUGGAGGAACUGCACCUGCAGCGUUUGGAGCAAAUCAAUUCGGUGCAACUGGAGGUGCACCAAAUAUGUUCAGUAUAGGUACUGGUUCAACGGCACCUAGACCACGCGCAACAGCACGAUAUAAUAGAAAAAAAUGAUUGUUUAUGUAAAUUUAAAAAAACAAAUAACGUUUAAUUCUUUUUUUUUUUUUGUAAUUUUAAAUCUGACUAAAUUAUUUUUUAUAUGAUUUCAUAAAAAGUUUUUGUUUUUCAAUCCAUAAACAUCAAAAGUGAAAAUCAAAGCUAAUACAAAUUUAGGGUAAUUAAUUGAGGGCUAUAUAAUCUAAGUUUAUUCUAUAAUCAAAUAAAUUUGUUCAAUCAGAAUCUAAAUGUGACAACAUAACUGACUGAUUAACACUUAGAUUCUGAUCAAAAAUUAAACAGUGAUUGCUAUCCCAUGGAUACAAAACUUUAUACUGUAUAUAUUUAGAAAUGGAUAGAUUAAGAAAGGCAUCGCGAGUUAUAUUAUGAAAUAAAUUUCAAGGAUCAUUUCAUUGAAUAAUUUCGUAGCGAUUUAAUCAACAGACAAUAUCAAUUUUUCUGCUUGGAUGUAAAAUCAACUCACAAAAAUAUGAUUGCAAAAUCCUUCAUAAAUAUUUCACUACCUCAAUAUUUAUAUAUCAUUCCGAUACUAUUCUUAAAUUCAUUCAAAAAAUAGCAUUGUAUUCCGCCUAAUUUUCGUUACCACAACUUUGUAAAAAAUUUAUUAUAUGUUAAAUCUUAAUAUAUAUUUACAGUUUACUUAGUAUUCUACGUUUUCUUAGUAUUCGUUUCAUGUUCAUUUUAUAAUUUUUAUUUAUAUAUUUUUCGAAACUCAAAUGUGAUAAGUGGUCCGUGAAUCAUAGAUUGACGAAGCCUUAUUUAAUAUUUCCAUCAAUUUCAGUUUUUAUUAAAAAAUCGAAUCGUAAACGGGCUAAAAUAUAAUUUAUUAAAUAAUAAGACGCGAUUUCUAAUGGGUUUUAUUCGAUAUAUUCAGAAAAAUAAUUUUUUUUUCCAUUCUUUGAAAUUUUUUACAUAUUCCGUGCGUAAUAUCAUAAUAAUCGUACCCACUAUAAUUCCAUGAGGGUACUAAUCAGUGUUUAAAAAUUAAAUGACUCAUUUUCGAAUACUCAAAAAUGAUCAAAAUAAAUAUUUAAGAUGAGUCUUAUCUUAUAGAUAGUGUUAAAUUUAACAUCAAAUUUAAGACAAGAGUUUUAAUAAUCAAAGUAAAAAGAAUUUGUGGCAACUUUAUUGUAAUUUUUGAAUACAUGUUGAUUAUUG
Chrysoperla carnea is the source of this 5365-nucleotide messenger RNA. Its product is annotated as nuclear pore complex protein DDB_G0274915. The transcript has 6 exons. The record is from RefSeq and is a predicted model, not a curated record. Lineage: Eukaryota; Metazoa; Arthropoda; Insecta; Neuroptera; Chrysopidae. Bases 197 to 4204 code for a protein of 1335 amino acids.